Messenger RNA from Rattus norvegicus (Norway rat), 951 nucleotides. It is a transcript of the gene Or52ae10, whose product is annotated as olfactory receptor family 52 subfamily AE member 10. The transcript has a single exon. Gene Ontology annotation, biological process: G protein-coupled receptor signaling pathway; detection of chemical stimulus involved in sensory perception of smell; nervous system process. Gene Ontology annotation, cellular component: membrane; plasma membrane. Gene Ontology annotation, molecular function: olfactory receptor activity; G protein-coupled receptor activity. NCBI's taxonomy places the organism in Eukaryota, Metazoa, Chordata, Mammalia, Rodentia, Muridae. The record is from RefSeq and is marked reviewed. Bases 1 to 951 code for a protein of 316 amino acids.
AUGGUAAAUAAUACAACACAUCACUAUAUUUCAUAUUUCUAUCUGGUUGGUAUUCCUGGCUUGGAAAAAUUUCACUCCUUGAUCAGCAUCCCUGUUUGUCUCCUGUUUGUCCUGACACUACUGGGGAAUAGUAUAGUCAUUGCUACUAUCAAAGUAGAACCAAGCCUCCACCAGCCUAUGUAUUUCUUCCUUGGCAUGCUGGGAAUGAAUGACAUUUUUCUUACUUGUUCCACAUCCUUGAAAAUGCUUGAUAUAUUCUGGUUUAAUGAACACUGGAUUGAGUUUGAUGUCUGUCUAACACAAAUGUAUUUUAUCCACAUGUUUUGCGCCUUUGAGUCAGCCAUCCUGGUGGCCAUGGCCUUUGAUCGCUUCGUGGCCAUUUGCAUCCCACUGCACUACUCGACCAUCCUCACAACAACCAUGGUUAUUAAACUGGGUGUAGUUGGCUUGAGCCGAGCUGUGCUCAUAGUUUUUCCAUGUCCUCUACUCAUUAAGAGGCUGCCCUACUACACAAGUUAUAUAAUCCCUCAUGCCUACUGUGAGCAUAUGGCUGUGGUGAAGUUAGCCAGUGCUAACACUCUCAUUAACAGAGCAUAUGGAAUCUCAGCAGCCUUUGCAGUAACAAUAUUGGACAUAUGGCUCAUAGCCACAUCUUACAUAAAAAUUCUCCAAGCAGUGUUCCGGCUGUCUUCCCAGAAUGCCCGCUCUAAGGCCCUGGGCACCUGUGCUGCACAUAUCUGCACUAUUCUUGCCUUCUAUACACCUGCACUGUUUAGUUUCCUAACUCAUCGCAUUGGCAAGAAUGUGUCUCCAAGUGUCCAUAUCAUCUUGGCAAGCCUGUACCUUCUAGUGCCCCCCACAGUCAAUCCCUUGGUGUAUGGUGUCAAGACCAAACAGAUUCGGGACCGAGUGCUGAGUCUUUUCUCACACUUGAAAACUACUGAAGGGUAA